This is a messenger RNA of Dentiscutata heterogama, 242 nucleotides long. The record is from the annotation of a GenBank genome assembly. Lineage: Eukaryota; Fungi; Glomeromycota; Glomeromycetes; Diversisporales; Gigasporaceae.
AUCCGCCCGAGUUGGAGCUUGCAAAAGAUUAUGUUAAUUUUUAUAGCCGUUCACAAUUACAAACCUCGGAAAUUUUAGCAUCGCAUGAAUCAUCUGGUGAAGAUUUUAUGUUAUACUUUGAGAAGUAUUUAAAGGCGCUAUAUUUCGCUAAUGAUGAUCUUGGUUCAAAUCAUAAGAAUAUUUCAGCAUCUCCAGAGCUUUCAAUAAUCAAUAACCCUAUAAAGAGCAAGGCUGUUGGAUGA